This is a messenger RNA of Paracoccidioides brasiliensis Pb18, 2211 nucleotides long. RefSeq lists its product as uncharacterized. The record is from RefSeq and is a predicted model, not a curated record. The coding region runs from base 1 to 2211 and encodes 736 amino acids. The transcript is spliced from 7 exons. Gene Ontology annotation, cellular component: cytosol. Gene Ontology annotation, molecular function: heme binding; catalase activity. Gene Ontology annotation, biological process: hydrogen peroxide catabolic process; response to oxidative stress.
AUGCGGUCUCUGGGGUUUCUCUUCGCCUCGGCGACCGUGGCUUCAGUUGUGUGUUUGUCUGUACUAGGAGAUCCCAACGGACCCCGAAGAGCCCGUGAAGCCCUAGAUCGUCGCCAACAUGAUUCCGCUUCUAAAGCUACCGAGGAAUUUUUGAGCAAAUUUUAUCUCGAUGAUAGUGAUGGCUUCAUGACGACGGAUUUUGGCACUCGUAUUAGUGAACAAAUUUCCCUGAAGGCUGGUGGGUCCAGAGGCCCGACCUUGCUUGAGGAUUUCAUCUUCCGGCAAAAGCUCACGCGUUUUGACCAUGAGCGUAUUCCUGAGCGCGUCGUUCACGCACGAGGGAUUGGUGCCCAUGGUGAAUUUACCUCCUACGGGGACUGGUCCAACAUCACGGCCGCUUCUUUCUUAUCCGCCGCGGGCAAAAAAACUCCGGUAUUUGUGCGGUUUUCUACAGUCGCCGGGAGCAGAGGUAGUGCCGACACUGCUCGCGAUGUUCAUGGUUUUGCUACCCGCUUUUAUACAGACGAAGGGAAUUUUGAUCUUGUUGGGAAUAACAUCCCCGUCUUUUUCAUUCAAGACGCCAUUCAGUUCCCUGAUUUGAUCCACGCUGUUAAACCGCGGCCCGACAGUGAAAUUCCUCAAGCAGCGACUGCUCAUGAUUCAGCGUGGGAUUUUUUCAGCCAGCAGCCCAGUGCUCUACAUGCAGUUAUGUGGGUGAUGUCUGGAAAUGGAAUUCCUCGCUCAAUGCGCCAUGUGGAUGGGUUCGGUGUUCAUACAUUCCGAUUUCUCACAGAAGAUGCCAAGGUUGUUUUCGUUAGGUUCCGUUGGAGAAAUCUCCAAGGAAAAGCCGCUUUGGUCUGGGAAGAGGCACAGGCAAUUGCAGGAAAAAAUCCUGAUUACCAUAGAAAGGAUCUUUGGGACUCUAUCUCAGCUGGACGGUUUCCCGAGUGGGAGUUGGAUCUCCAACUGUUCCAUGAAGAGGACCUACUAAAGCACGGGUUCGACUUGCUCGAUCCGACCAAAUAUCUCUCAGAAGAAAUGGUCCCCUUCACGACAGUUGGCAAGAUGACCCUGAAUCGAAAUCCGAUUAAUUACUUUGCCGAAACUGAACAAGUUGGGUUCCAACCAGGACAUGUCGUUCGUGGCAUCGACUUCUCCGAAGACCCCUUACUUCAAGGACGUGUGUUCUCCUACCUAGACACCCAGCUGAACCGUCACAACGGUCCAAACUUUGAACAAGUCCCAAUCAACAGACCUCGCACCGAAAUCCAUAACAACAACCGCGACGGCACUGGCCAGAUGUUCAUUCAUAAAAACAAAUAUCACUACACCCCAAACACACUGAACAAUGGAAAUCCCAAACAAGCCAACCAAACGGUCGGCAAAGGUUUCUUCACGGACCCUCACCGCACGGUAAAUGGUCCGCUGGUGCGAGAGAUCAGCCAAUCCUUUAUGGACCACUGGACCCAUCCGCGCCUUUUCUUGAACUCGCUCACCGCGGUCGAACGGCAAUUUGUUAUCGAUGCCGUAUGUUUCCAGACAUCGAACGUAAUGAGCGAAGGCGUGCGCCAAAAUGUCAUCUUCCACCUAAACCUCAUCGAUCACGACCUAGCCGUGAAAGUUGCGCAGUUCAUUGGCAUUAAAAUACCGAAACCCGAUCCAACCUUCUACCACGACAAGAAGACUACACGACUCGGAACGUUUGGCACCAAUUUGAAUAAAUUGGAUGGGUUGCAAGUCGCUGUUCUCAUAUCCGGUGAACAGAAGUCGCUCGACGCAGCACAUCAGCUACAAGCCUUGUUUAAAAAAUUACAUUCUGGUAUUGAUGUCGUAAUAAUCGGGCCUACCUACAAUCCCAAAGCUGGUAUCGUGUCGACAUAUGCCGGUGCAGACGCAUCCCUUUACGACGCUAUAGUUGCCCUGGAAGGCUUUCCUGGCCCCAAGUCUGGCCUGUAUCCCCCCGGAAGGCCGCAACAGCUCCUCAUCGACGCCUAUCGAUAUGGAAAGACGGUUGGGGUAGUCGGCAGCAACGGUGAUCAAAUUGUUAAGAGUGUUCAUGAUGCUAGUGGCAUGGCUACAAACAACCAGAUGCCGUCAGGUGUGUUUGUCUCGCAUGCUGCUGAUGAGGCGUUCGUGAAAAAACUCAUUGAGGGGUUGUACGUGUUCAAGUGGUUGGACCGUUUCCAUGUUAGCCCUAUGAUUAAGUAUUAG